This is a messenger RNA of Condylostylus longicornis, 2283 nucleotides long. RefSeq names its product tyrosine-protein kinase Dnt-like. Lineage: Eukaryota; Metazoa; Arthropoda; Insecta; Diptera; Dolichopodidae. Gene Ontology annotation, biological process: multicellular organism development; cell surface receptor protein tyrosine kinase signaling pathway; axonogenesis. Gene Ontology annotation, cellular component: signaling receptor complex. Gene Ontology annotation, molecular function: protein kinase activity; ATP binding. The transcript has 4 exons. Bases 496 to 2238 code for a protein of 580 amino acids. The record is from RefSeq and is a predicted model, not a curated record.
AAUCAUAUAAAAAAAGAAGAAUUUUUUUUUUGCUACCCAAAAAAUUCAAUGGAAUUUUUGUUUAUUUUGUUUUAAAAAAAAUUUGUUGAUAAGAUUUCGGCGGUAUUUAUAUUAUAAAUUUUAUUUAAAUGAACUAAAUUUGUUAUAAAAUUUCUAAUUAUUUGUUUAAUAAAAUGUUAAUAUAAUUAAAUAUUUUUGUGUAUAUAUUUACAAAAUACAGUACAGAGAAAAAUAUUAGAAAAAAAAAAGAGUUAAGUAGCUGAGAGUUCAGUAAACGGAAAUUGUGUUAUACUUACUUGCUCUUAUAAUUAAAUCUUCUUAUCAAAAAAAAAAAAAGAAAAACAAAAAUAAUAACAAAAUUUUAUUUUAUUUUUCAUCUCAUUUUAUACAUUUAAAUUUUUAUUGCUACAAAAAUAAUAGGCGUGCGAACCUUACUGAAUUUGAAAAUUACUUAAUAAGCUAAGAGUUACAAAAAAAAGAAAAAAGAAGAAAAUAAUGUAUUUAUUAAAUAUUUAUAAAAUUUCUAGUUUAUUUUUAUUUAUAUUAAUUAAUAAAUUAUCGAUUAUUAAUGGCCAUUUAAAUUUAUAUUUAAAUUAUCAUGAGGUUAUGAAAUUAUUAGGUCUUUCAGCUGAACUUUAUUAUGUAAGAGAAGGUCAAAUAAAUGAAUAUGCAAUGCAUUUUGUUGUACCAAUUGCAGCACAAAUAUCUGAAAUAACAUUUACAUGGCAAAGUUUAGCUGGUCGUCCAUUACCAUAUCAAAUAAAUGUUAUGUCAUCAGAUCCAGAUGUAUUACCACGUCCAACAUUAAAUAUAACCCGAAUUGGUGAUAUACCAACAUCAGUACAAACAUUUGCAAUUGGUAUGAAAUGUUCUGGUCUUAAAGCAGCUGAAGUUCAUUUAACAAUUUCAAUUGAAGUUAUAUUAAAUCGUGCCCUAAAUAAUAUCACUGAAAUAACAUUAAAACGAAAAAAAAUUUGUUUAUUAAAUUCAGAAAUUGAUGAUAAUAAUAUUAAUGAUCCAUUAUUAUUAGAAACGGUAAUACCACCACAAAGUGGUUUUAUAACAUUUAUAAUUGGUGGUGUAUUAGCAUUAGUAUUAGUUGCAUUACUUUUAUUAAUUGCAUAUUGUGCACGUGGUCCAGUUAAAAGUGGUAUACCAAUAAAUACAAAUCAUUUAAUGAAAACAUCAAGUUUUCAACAUAUACAUCAUAUACAACAGAGACCACCACCAACACAAUCAUUACAAUUACCAAUAAAUAUACCACAAUCAACUGUAACAUCAAUAUAUUUAUCACCAUCAACAUGUGAUCCAACAUAUGCAACAUUACCACGAUAUAAUAAUACACAUAAUAGUGGUUAUCAAUCUGAACCGGAACAAUUUCAUCGUCGUAUUUCUGAAGUAACAGUACAAAGAUGUCGAGUACGUUUAUCAAAUUUAAUACAAGAAGGACAAUAUGGUAGAGUAUAUAAAGGAACAUAUAAUAAUAAUCAAGAGGUUUUAGUUAAAACUGUAUCACAACGUGCUAGUCAAAUACAAGUAUCAUUAUUAUUACAAGAAGGUAUGAGUUUAUAUGGUGCACAACAUUCUGGUAUUUUAUCAGUAUUAGGUGUAUCAAUAGAAGAUCAUGCAACACCAUAUGUUUUAUAUCCAGCACCAAAUAAUACAAGAAAUUUAAAAUUAUUUUUAAUGGAUAAUAUAAGUGGUAAUACAAUACCACGUGGUAUAACAACAAUACAAAUUGUUUUAAUGGCAAAUCAAUUAGCAAUGGCUUUAGGACAUUUACAUAGACAUGGUGUUAUACAUAAAGAUGUAGCAACAAGAAAUUGUGUAAUUGAUGAUCAAUUAUGUGUUAAAUUGGCUGAUAAUUCCUUAUCAAAAGAUUUAUUUCCUGGUGAUUAUCAUUGUCUGGGUGAUAAUGAAAAUCGUCCAAUUAAAUGGUUAGCAUUAGAAACAAUACAACAAAAACAUUUUUCUGAAGCAAGCGAUACAUGGGCAUUUGGUGUACUUAUGUGGGAAUUAUGUACAUUUGCAAAACAACCAUAUGCUGAAGUUGAUGCAUUCGAAAUGGAAUUAUAUUUAAGAGAUGGUUAUAGAUUAGCACAACCAUAUAAUUGUCCAGAUGAACUAUUUACUAUAAUGGCAUAUUGUUGGGCAUUAUCACCAAUUGAACGUCCUAAUUUUAUUCAACUUCAAAGUUGUUUAUCAGAUUUUUACUCACAAUUAACAAAAUAUGUUUAAAAAUUUCAAUAUUCACAAAAUAUAUUUAGUUAAUAAGAAAAUUUU